Molecule: messenger RNA, 821 nt
Organism: Daldinia loculata
Lineage: Eukaryota; Fungi; Ascomycota; Sordariomycetes; Xylariales; Hypoxylaceae
Product: bola-like protein
Exons: 2
Coding region: 306-635 (109 amino acids)
Biological process (GO): intracellular iron ion homeostasis
Cellular component (GO): cytosol; nucleus
Molecular function (GO): 2 iron, 2 sulfur cluster binding
Source: RefSeq, a predicted model, not a curated record
CCUAGUUAAAGGUUAGCUUCAGCAACGUACCCCACACCCCACUAUCGAUAAUUCAGUUGUCGGAGCUUUUCCUUCGUUACCAGCCGAGAUCUAAUGUCAUCACCGCGGGGCAUCUGUGUAACCACCAUCUACUGAGGUUAAUAGGUACCGCUUGAUCGACUUUGCUUUCUCUUGCCAUUACAUACUUCUCCCUCCAUAUAAGCACGAACGAAUGAAUCACACCAACUACAGUAGAUACCUAUAAGAAACCCCAUCCCCUCCAUAUAUAUCACGACGACGACGACCACCACCACCACCACCAAGAAAUGGGCGAGCCCGCAAUCACCGAAACAUCGCUAAAAGCGGCUUUGACAGAGCGACUAAACGCAGUCCACGUCGAAGUAACCGACAUGUCCGGCGGCUGCGGCCAAUCCUUCACAUCACUAAUCGUAUCGCCGCAGUUCGCAGGCCAGAACAGCCUGAAGCGGCACCGCGCCGUCAACGCCGCCCUGCGCGACGAGAUCGCCGCCAUCCACGCCUGGAGCGCCAAGUGCCUGACCCCCGACGAGUGGCAGCGCGACAAGGACAAGGACAAGAACAGCGGCCCGCCCUUGGACGGCACAGUGCAGGGGCAAGUUACAGGUGUCGAUGCGUGAGUCGAGGAUAUGUAUAUUUUAAGGAUUCGCAGUGGUUCCCUGCAUGUAGAUAGGAGACCUACUCUACAUACAUGACUAUCAGAUCCCUGUUGUAGGGACGAAAGAAAAGAGACGCUUAGGCAAAUAGGCUUUGGAUAAGCUUAAGGCAUAGAGCUCUAGGAGUACGGGGCACGCGUUAGGCGAGGA